Messenger RNA from Tarenaya hassleriana, 1422 nucleotides. Its product is annotated as early nodulin-like protein 1. Gene Ontology annotation, molecular function: electron transfer activity. Lineage: Eukaryota; Viridiplantae; Streptophyta; Magnoliopsida; Brassicales; Cleomaceae. The transcript is spliced from 2 exons. The record is from RefSeq and is a predicted model, not a curated record. Bases 781 to 1299 code for a protein of 172 amino acids. Gene Ontology annotation, cellular component: plasma membrane.
UAUCUUAUGCUCAAAUCUUGAAAACCCUCCAACGAAUUUGUCUUGAAGGUCAAUAGAAACAUACAUACAUACAUACAUAUAUAUAUAUAUAUAUAUGCUCUCACAUGUAUGAAGAAGGCCUAAAAGAGUCCAAAACCUAAUCUUGCUUAUGUCUUGUUACAAAAAUUGAAACUUUUGUCGAUGUUGAUCAAAACCCAAAAUGUAUCUGCGAUGCAAUGAUACAGACUCUUGGAUUUGGUUAAGUUUGGGGUUUUACCGGUUAUGUGUAUGUACGUAUGUAUACCCAAGCCCGAUGAAUGCCAAAUAAAAUUGUGAAUUAUUCACGAUUAUAUAUAAAUCUAUGUGUGAAUAUCAUGUUCUGCUUCGAAUUUAGUACUCAUGUAAACAUAUUAUUAUAGAAACGAAUAAACGUCGAACCAAAACGACCAACCCUUUUCCUUGUCCCUCCCAUCGGGCCUCUCACGUUGCAUCGAGGUUCUUGUGGCUUUUUUUGGUGAUGACACGUGGACAUAUGCGCUGUGAAAAGUUAAAUUUGGGCUUCAUUUUUGUUCAAGGCGAAACGUUCCCAAGGCCCUUAAAUAGGCCCCAUUCACAUUUCUGCUUAUUGGAACUCUACUUCGAUUUUACCCUAGCCAGGUUCGGGAGGCCGAAGCUAAAAGCCCCAACCAAACCGGCUAUAUAUCCUCCAUCAACACCACAACAACACUUCAUCUUCGAGAAAACACACACGAAAAAAAAAACAUAACUGAUACCCACUGUCUCUGAGAUAAUAAAAAAAAAAUGGUUUCUUCGCUUCCGAUUUUACCCCUGGUUUUCCUCUUAUUUACAGUGUCACAGGCCAGGGAGAUUCUGGUCGGCGGCUCGGCGCACUCGUGGAAGGUUCCGGAAAAUCCUAACAACACCCUCAACCACUGGGCCUCCAACAAUAGGUUCAAAAUCGGUGACAUUCUCGUGUGGAGAUACGAUCCGAAGAUAGAUUCGGUGUUACAAGUGACGAGAGAAGACUUCGAGAGCUGCAACACGUCGAAGCCGAUCAAAGAGGGCAAAGAUGGUAACACGAAAGUGGAACUCGACAAGUCGGGACCUCAUUUCUUCAUCAGUGGGGCUCAUGGAAACUGUGACAAAGGCGAGAAGAUGGUGGUCGUCGUUCUCUCCCCCAACCAUCCUCCCCCGAAACCUUCCGGCAGUACGGUUUCUCCGGCGCCAGCUCCGCCGAAGAACUCCGCCGUGGGGAUGGUCGGACGUGGGUAUUGUUUUGCCGGUCUUGUUGCUGCUGUGAUGAGCCUUGCCUUGGCUUAGAGAGAGAGAGAGAGAGAGAGAGAGAGAGAGAGAGGAUUUGUCGUUUUCAAUUACGUGUUUCGGUUUAGAUUUGUGUGGUUUGUAUUUUUAUGUUCUGCAGUUAAUGGAAUUUCUAGUUUGCAA